CUCCAUUGUGUCUGGUACGUGCGUGCGCUCAGGUGUCCCGACAAGGAAAUGGGGUUGGUAAAAACAAGACACUGCUGAUCGUCAACCGCGUCUGGUAAAAUGUUGUUUUACACCGGACCUGUGCUUUUGCUGCUCGUUCUGGGAGGUUCUACAGUCGAGUCCCUCCCUGAACAGACGUGUUUGCAGUACGCAGAAGAUGGAAACUGUGACUUCUACACGGGAUGUUUGGAAGCUAAAUACAGCUGUGGAGCCAAGGGCUACCCUGUCGGCUACGGGCAUCGAUACUGUACCAGGUUCAGCACAUACUACAACGAAUUCAAUGAUGAGGGGAAAGCAUGGAUAGACGAUGUGCGCAGAUGUCUCAUGAACGCACUGGUGCCCAUAUACAAGUCCAACUCCUACAGCUGUGAUGAAGUAAAGACCCUGGCCUUUACCUCUCACCCAACCUGCUACACAGAGAGCGGUGACAGGUUCUGUAAGGUCGAGAUCUUCUGGUCCAACAGACUAGCACUGCUGGAGGUGUUCGAAGCUGAUGACUUUUUGGGUGAAGACAGUGCCUUGGCCAUAGAACAAAUCCUGAUGACAGGACUGCAGUGCUUGUGUGACUACGGGGUUGCUGAUGAGAUGCACAGACUUGUGGACGCGACCAGCGAUGUCUGGACCAAAGUCUUGGAUUUCACAACUCAACUUUGGCGGGAUGGUCCAGUUGAAGCCAUCCAGGCUGACUGUGAGGACAAGGCUCUACAGGGAGACUGUGACUUCUACACCUGUCUGGAGCGGCGCCACCCGUGUGGACUGAAGGGGUUCGCCUUAAGGGAGGGUCGGACAUUGUGUGAGGCUCUCAAGAAGAAGAAAGGACUGUUUAACGCUCAGGGCCAGGCAUGGGUAACAGAAUUCACCAAGUGUCUGACACGUUCACUGCUCCCGAAGUACAGAGAAGAGUCAAUCUCCUGCAGGCACAUCCACAACUUUGGCUACCGGGCACAGGACAGCUGCUUCAUAGACACUGGGAUAUGUGAUCUUGUGGAGGACAACCAGAACGAGUUUGCUCUCUGGUACAUCUCCAAUGAUGUUGAAGACAGCCGGUUCCAGCUAGAGCUGUCCACCAUCCUGUGCCGCUGUAACAAGUAUGAGGGAGGGAGUCGCUACAGACUCAAGUACAGCAGCGAGCUUGGCAUCCACUUAAAGCAAAAAGCACCAGUUGUGGACCAGUCGUCUCCCGCAGACCUACCGUGCACCAGUCAGGGUGGAACAUGCCAGGACUACACCGUAAGAACGUGUCUGGCAGGGUACGAGACAAACAAGUGCGGCGGCAACGCCUUACGGAGGUGCUGUCUUCAGUGUGACUCUACAUGUCAGUCCAACCACCAGACAUGGUCAGCUGGAGACAGCAGCUGUUCUAACGCCGGUGGACAGUGUAAGAUGGACAGUAACUUCUGCCAUGGUCAGUACAGGACUGGGAUGUGUGGAGGACCUGCUGGUAGAACGUGCUGUGUUCCAGGUCCUGGCGGGAGUUCUUCAGGAUCAGGGGAUUCUGGUUCAACAGGAUCUGGCCAUGGAAACUAUGGUAACAUCAUGAAUGUGGACACAACUGGAGCCUCAGAGACAACUGCAAGACAGGAUGAAAAUGCAAAACACUUGAUCGGUGUUCCAGCAUCUCAACAGUUGGCAAGAAACGACCUGUCCCGUUUAAACAACUACAAGUCACAGAUAGAGGAAGUCGCUACAGACAAGAACAUGGACCCUGCCAUUAUCGCGGCCAUCAUCAGUCGCGAGUCACGGGCAGGGAACGUGCUGGAUGCCAACGGAUGGGGAGACGAGGGCAAUGGCUUUGGCCUUAUGCAGGUUGACAAACGUUACCACACUCCAGUCGGUGAAUUUGACAGCACAGAGCACAUGAAACAAGGCACCCAGAUUCUUAUCGACACCAUCAACUGUGUGAAAAACAGGCAUUCUGAUUGGACAGCUGAAAUGGCCCUCAAAGGUGGCAUUUCUGGAUACAACGCGGGUUGUGACAACGUGCAGACAUACGAAGGCAUGGAUGUAGGUACCACAUUCGAUGACUAUGCCAACGAUGUUGUAGCAAGAGCUCAGUGGCUCAGAGGCCAAGGCUUUGGUCAAGGCACAGCAGAUUCGUCUUGCACAGUUCGCCCUUACAGCAAUACCAGGUUUGUGGGCGACCCAAUUCAUGUAGAAGAUGGCUUCAGGGGCUCCAUGGACACGAUUAAUACAGCAGCUGCAGAAUGCAAUGUCAAGGUAUACAUAACCCACUCGUGGCGGAAGGUUGGAGAGAUUAUUCCUGGAGCGAUUGUCACACCAGCCAGUCGGAGCAACCAUUUUGUUGGUCACGCCAUCGACAUGAACGUCCAGCGUCCAGAUGAAUCUCUGUGCAACAGCUCGUGCUUGAGAGGCCAGAGUGACAGUGACGCUACCUGCUUCAUUGGUAAAGUCCGAGCAGCUGGCCUGACAUGGGGAGGGGUGUGGAGCACACCAGACCCUGUCCACAUUGACGAUCGUCUGAACCAGAACACUGCAGUGUACGACACCAUGGUAGACAGGCUUCAGAGAGCAUGUCAGCACAUCCCAAUGACCUAACAUCCUGACAUAAUACUGUAAAUGGCCAUCCCAAGAUGUAAGAUUAAGUUGGUCUCUUUAAGAUAGUUUGUUUCUUUGUUCUUGUUAUCUUGAAGUUUACACUUAAGAAUGACGCAGUAAGAGAAACAGUAAAGUACAUGUAUUGGCAAACACAUUGAUAUGCAGCAAACUAUACACCAUAGUGGAAAAAAUUUUAAGGAUACAGUGUAUGCACUUAAUAUCUGUUUCACUAACAUGACACAACAUGUCAUACCUAAUUGUGUACAUAUUAAGAUUUUACUAUUAGUAUUUCUUGAAGAAGAGCUGGUAUGUUUUUAUUUCUAUCUGUUCCUGUUGAGACGAUAUAGUUCAUUUGCAGUAUCUAAGAAUGCAAAGAUGGCAUACAUAAAGGCUCUAGCCUGUUCUUGAUUAAUGUCAACUUGUUUUCUGAUAGCUGAUAUUAUGUAGUCUACAGUACAACAAUAAUCAUGUGAUAUUUGGUGUCAGCUGAAGAGCUUCCUAUAUGGGCACGCCCAUGCAAACCUUUUGAACAAUGAUGGAAAAUGUUAAGGGUUAAAGGUAACUUGCUUGGUGUACAGCCCACUGGACCUGUUUUCCUUCUAGCUGCCAUUUUGUUAACUGGUG
Messenger RNA from Branchiostoma belcheri (Belcher's lancelet), 3219 nucleotides. RefSeq lists its product as uncharacterized. The transcript is spliced from 18 exons. Gene Ontology annotation, cellular component: extracellular region. The record is from RefSeq and is a predicted model, not a curated record. Gene Ontology annotation, molecular function: lysozyme activity; peptidase activity; hormone activity. NCBI's taxonomy places the organism in Eukaryota, Metazoa, Chordata, Leptocardii, Amphioxiformes, Branchiostomatidae. Gene Ontology annotation, biological process: peptidoglycan catabolic process. Bases 100 to 2595 code for a protein of 831 amino acids.